AGGAAGCUCUGGUCACUGCAUGCUUUCCUCCCAGAAGGCGCACUUCCCCUACGCCUCAACUCUGCUCAUCAGAACCUGUCGGCAGCAAGAAACUGUCAAACAAAAUAUGGAUUAUUUGUUUAUUGUCCUAUUUAUCUUCCUGCGAUUCUCGUCCACAACUGGAUUCCUUAUUAUGCAGACGCCUAAGAAACUGUGUCUGACAAAACACAAAACGACAAUUAUUCUUGGUAAAUGCAACUAUUUUGACUUGGUACAACAGUGGGAAUGGACAAACGACAUGAGGUUGUGGCACGUUCAGUCCUCCAUGUGUCUGUGGGCCAAUCCAAGCAGCAUGAUACCUACGCACGCGCGCCUGGCCGCUCUCCGCGACUGCGACGAUGCACCUGCUUGGAAAUGCUACGACGAGAAGGGGACUGUUGGAUUAGCCGAAAAACAAAUGUAUCUGAAGACACAAGGUAUACGUGUCGUGAUUCGAGCAGACUCCAGAUAUUCGAAUUGGACAAAGUAUGACGUCGAUACAGGAGGGAGGGAGCAAAUUACUAAUUUGUGUUCGAUAAAAGGUCAAACCACACCUCCAGUAACAGUCCUGAGCACCCAGCCAUCCAGUACAAGGCAGCAGAGGACUGGAAAAACCUCAACACCCAGAACCCCUGGCCCGUCUGUCAAUAAAGCCACGACCGAGACGAACGACAUUAUCGGGACCCGCACGAAAAGGACUGCGACUGAAGGGCUCCAUCCUAAUACCUGGAGUGGCUUCAUCGACGGGUCGGGCUUUAGCGACACCUUGUCCACGACGGACGCCAACUUGGACCAAUCAGCAGGUGCCAUCACCACGUACGCCCGGGAAGACAGGACGCGGCCUGCACACCGUCCCAACACCACUGGGCCUGCACACCGUCCCAACACCACUGGGCCUGCACACCGUCCCAACACCACUGGGCCUGAAAUAGAUAGACAGCUGUCCACGUCAGCAAGCACUGAGACGGCAGACUCUUCCUCAAGGCCUAACACUUCCUCUGACACCCACACUUCCUCUGACACCCACACGUCCUCUGACACCCACACUUCCUCUGACACCAACACUUCCUCUGACACCAACACUUCCUCUGACACCCACACUUCCUCUGACACCCACACUUCCUCUGACACCAACACUUCCUCUGACACCAACACUUCCUCUGACACCCACACUUCCUCUAAUGCCAACAUUUCUUUGGACACCCACACUUCCUCUGACACCAACACUUCCUAUGACACCAAGACUUCCUCUGACACCCACACUUCCUCUGACAUCAACACUUCCUCUGACACCAACACUUCCUCUGACACCCACACUUCCUCUGACACCAACACUUCCUCUAAUGCCAACACUUCCUCUGACACCCACACUUCCUCUAAUGCCAACAUUUCUUUGGACACCCACACUUCCUCUGACACCAACACUUCCUAUGACACCAACACUUCCUCUGACACCCACACUUCCUCUGACACCAACACUUCCUCUGACACCCACACUUCCUCUAAUGCCAACAUUUCUUUGGACACCCACACUUCCUCUGACACCCACACUUCCUCUGACACCCACACUUCCUCUGACACCAACACUUCCUCUGACACCAACACUUCCUAUGACACCAACACUUCCUCUGACACCCACACUUCCUCUGACACCAACACUUCCUCUGACACCAACACUUCCUCUGACACCAACACUUCCUCUGACACCAACACUUCCUCUGCAGUCUCUUCAGGGCCCAACACCAAGACUGACCCAGCAGAUGCAACUGCAACGCUUCAACUUUGA
This is a messenger RNA of Osmerus eperlanus (European smelt), 1804 nucleotides long. RefSeq names its product dentin sialophosphoprotein-like. Gene Ontology annotation, cellular component: nucleus; cytoplasm. The record is from RefSeq and is a predicted model, not a curated record. The transcript has 4 exons. Gene Ontology annotation, molecular function: collagen binding. Bases 20 to 1804 code for a protein of 594 amino acids. Gene Ontology annotation, biological process: odontoblast differentiation; dentinogenesis. Lineage: Eukaryota; Metazoa; Chordata; Actinopteri; Osmeriformes; Osmeridae.